Molecule: messenger RNA, 828 nt
Organism: Miscanthus lutarioriparius
Lineage: Eukaryota; Viridiplantae; Streptophyta; Magnoliopsida; Poales; Poaceae
Source: the annotation of a GenBank genome assembly
AUGGCGCCUCAAAGCUUGGAUCUUGGGCUGAGUCUCGGCCUGGGCGUGGCGGUGUUUCAGCCCAGCUUCUGCCACCCCGGCAAUGCCGCCGUCGCCGCGGCGGCGGAGCGGGAGGCCAGCCCGGAUGCGGCGGAGGAGAGGGAGCGGAGGUGCUCGCCCGCCGGCAGCCCGGUGUCCAGCGGCAGCGGCAGCGGGAAGCGCGCCGCGGCGGAGAGGUCGUCCGGCAGCGGCAGCAGCGACGAGGGCGACGACGGGGCCGCUCGCAAGAAGCUGCGGCUGUCCAAGGACCAGGCCGCCGUGCUCGAGGAGUGCUUCAAGACGCACCACACCCUCACUCCGAAGCAGAAGGUGGCGCUGGCCAGCAGCCUGGCCCUCCGGCCGCGGCAAGUGGAGGUGUGGUUCCAGAACCGCCGCGCCCGGACCAAGCUCAAGCAGACGGAGGUGGACUGCGAGUACCUCAAGCGCUGGUGCGAGCAGCUCGCCGAGGAGAACCGCCGCCUGGGCAAGGAGGUCGCCGAGCUCAGGGCGCUCAGCGCCGCGCCGGCGCCGGCGGCCCCGCUCACCACCCUCACGAUGUGCCUCUCCUGCAGGCGCGUCGCCUCCUCCUCAUCCCCUUCGUCUAACACAUCGCCGCCCAACAUCACCGCCGCGCACGCGCACGCCGCAGCAGCUGCUGCCAAUGGUGGGAGCAUGGCGUCUCCGGCGGCGGCGGCGACGUUGCCCGCCCACCGGCAGUUCUUCUGCGGGUUCACAGACGCCGGGGCAGCCGCCGCCGCAGUGUACGGGAUCUCAGCUGGGCUCGCAAAGGCGGUCAGAGCGGCCAGAUAG